Molecule: messenger RNA, 1944 nt
Organism: Clupea harengus (Atlantic herring)
Lineage: Eukaryota; Metazoa; Chordata; Actinopteri; Clupeiformes; Clupeidae
Gene: stn1
Product: STN1 subunit of CST complex
Biological process (GO): telomere capping
Cellular component (GO): CST complex
Molecular function (GO): single-stranded telomeric DNA binding
Source: RefSeq, a predicted model, not a curated record
UCUUUCUGUGGCAGACGUAAAAGCAUUACAGACUGUUCCCAACUUUGAAGGUUGUUUCUGUACUCUUUAGUGCUGUGAUGGAUAUUGGAGUGCACAUUUCGAUACAUUUUCUCUGAAGCCAGAGAGUGAUACUGCUAACUCCAGGAAAUGUUUUAGUUGGCCCGCAGUACAACGACAGAGUAAUUUCCCCGGGAAGUUGGUUUACAUACGGUACCCCCUCAAUGAUGGCUUGUGUGAGAUGACAAACGAGCCUUUGCGAUAGCUAAUGCUAUUCUAUGGAGGCAGAGCAGGCUGCCUCUGAGGACGAACCGCCCUCCCUGCUCUGGGGUCUGGAUCCAGUGUUUUCAGCUUUUGCCAGAUUGUACAUCAAAGACCUUCUUCUCAUGAGGGAAUCCCGCCAGGUCCCAGGCAUUUACCUCUACAAAUCUCAUCCAAUAUUCCAAGUCGAUAUUCUGGGGACUGUUGUGUUUAAACGUGAGCGGGAAGACUUCUACAGCUAUGGAGUUGACGAUGGCACAGGGGUUAUUAAUUGUCUGUGCUGGAAGUCAGAGAAGUGGAAGGAGCCAGAAGAACCAUUCAAAGCAGGGGGCAGAGCAGCGAGCAGCUCGUCUGCCGUGGGUCCUUCAGGGGGUUUUAACGUUGAGGAGCAGCUGAGGCGGCUGCAGCAGGCCCAGCGCGGCGCCUCCAUGCUGGAGAUCGGGGACCUGCUGCGGGUGCGUGGCUCCGUCAAGACCUCCAGAGGCCAGAGGGAGAUCAUGUCGUCCAACUUCUAUAAGGUGAGUGACCCGGUGAUGGCGCUGCAGAUCUCCUGGAUGCAGGAGCUGCCUCAGCUCUACCGGAGAUGCUACCAGAAACCCUUCCCCCUUUCUGAUGGAGAACCAGGCACCUGUGCUACAACCACCGGUGGACAGGCAUCCUUCUCCUCGCUUCUCGGUCGAGCCACUCAGACACUCAGGGACUUCCUGCGGGAGAAGGAAGUGAGGCGUUUCCGGCCGUACGACGUCGAGCACCUGUUGCUCCCCCUCGUCCCUCAGCUGCCCCCCCUGACAGGAAGUGAACAGGCUUCAGCAGCGGGGCCCUCGGUUCCCUCACACACACGCCACCUCCUCAGCGAGACGCUCCGGAUCUUACAGCAGGAGGGAACCCUGUUCCGCCGGGUGCUCUCUCAGGACGAGCUCUACCACGUAACUGAACAGGACAAAGACCUUCUGAUGGCCAUUAGGGACGUGAUCCAACAAGACUCCAAGCGGCAAAAAUACGCGGAGAAGGGCUGCCACAUCCUGCACAUCCUAUCCAGCGUGAGGCGCCGCUACAGCCAGAGCCUGAGUCGCCAGGCCCUGGAGGUCGGCCUUCGCUUCCUGGAGAGCAGCAGUGACAUCAUCAGCACCAGCGACUGCCACUACACCGUCGUCUGACUGCCCCGGCGAUGGAACUUUGACGGCAAAGCUGCAUCCGUUCAGGCCAGGGGCAGAAUUUUUGCGGCAAAGCCAGAGCGGUGAAGAAAGCUGAGACUAUUCCGGCCAAUACCAUGACAAGGCCAAGGCAGUGACAAUCUCUGUGUGUGUGGACGGUUUCCUGUUCGUUUUUUUCUUUACUUACUUUUUGCUCAACCACAGUAAAGUUUUAAACAUGGUGCCAGGUUGCAUUUUUUUAAAGGUAAAUUAGGGAAGAUGGUAAAAAAAAAAGUUUGAGUUUGAUUUCUGUGGAAGUUGUAUAUGCUUAGUUAAAUCAUGCACUUAACAUUUUUCAAAUCACAUUCGAAAACGUGAAACUUUUUGUCUUAACUUCAUAAGUGACGUAAUUCAUUCAUUAAUUCAUUAAAACCUGCUAUUUCGUCAUGUUAAAUUGGCCACCGAACCAGUAGGGUGUUCGACCUGCCACGAGGGGGGGACAUUUAUGCAUUGCCUAAUAAAUGUUUCACCGUCUCUGAGGAAUAGCUGUGUC